AUGACCCGACGGCUUACGACUCUCUUACUUCUAAGCGUAUUUAUUAUUAAUCAGAUUACAGCAUCUCUCUAUUGGGAUGAGUUUGAAGCCUGUAAAAAGGAUGAGGACUUCGGUAACAAAAGCCUCGUAUGUGAUCCUUCCCAUCGACUCGCUGCGUCAACACGUAAGAAGCUCACAGAUAUGUUGACAAGCUUGCAAACUAAAAUAGGAUGUGAGUGUAUAGAUGGAUGUCGUCGUGAUGAUGGGCGUGAUGGUUUCAUCGGAGUCCUUCAUGUCUCAACUUCUAAAAACUCGGAAAACUUGGAAGAGGAUGUUCGUGAAGAAUAUGCCAACUUGAAAUUGGGCAAUGCUAGCUGUGAUCAUGGUCUUGUGCUUGUAUAUAUGAAAGACACUCAGAAGCUAGCAACCUACAGAGGAGGUAGAACCUUUGUUUCUUUGACUGACGAAGACAUGCAGAAGCUACAUACAUUAGCUGCGAAGGGACCAAGCGAGAACGAUGCAUUAGCCUUACAGUUCUUACUUAGUAACUACAAAGAUGUUAUUGAGAAUCCUGUUCAACGAUCAGAGACUUGGGUGCCUCUUCUUGGCUUAAUUGCUGCUGUUCUGAUCGUUCUCAUCAUCCUCGGAAUUCUGCUUGCUGUUCUUCUUGCAAGGUUCUGCUGCUGUUGCGUCAAGAGAAAGAAGGAUGUCUAUCACGUGAAUACUCUUCCUUCUUAUAAGACUAUCGAACCUCUCUACGUUGUGACUCCAACAGGUAUGCCUCCUCCUAGAGCUUUAUCUGAUGCUAUCUACUCAACUCCAUACUCAGGUAGUCCAUUGCCUUUCCCUCCUCCACCAGGUAGUGCUGUUCCCCUCACUCCAUCUUCAGCUGGAGCACACCGUAUUCGUGGAGACCACGAAACUCCUAUCGGAAAACGUCACCAUGAGGCCAUUCGUAGUGAACCAGGAUCAUUGCGUCGCAUUGGAGACACCGAUAACUAUGCCAUGCCACCACCAGGCCCAGAUGUUCAAUCACACAUCUACGGAACCAUUCCUCGAGCCACACUGUCACCAAGAGCUCACAUGUCUCCCAAGGAGUUAGAAGACCUGCAAUGGCUUGAUCCCAAAAGAAAACAAGAAACUCAAACUAGAGAAGAGUUAAUAUACUGA
Molecule: messenger RNA, 1149 nt
Organism: Auanema sp. JU1783
Lineage: Eukaryota; Metazoa; Nematoda; Chromadorea; Rhabditida; Rhabditidae
Source: the annotation of a GenBank genome assembly